AUGAGAAAAACCAAACUAUGGAGAAGUGCUUUUUUAGGUUCUUUUACUAUAAUUUUGUCAAUAUAUAUCCUUGCGUUAGCGGCCAGAGACUCCAGUCUUGGCACUCGACAAGAAAGCUUCAUCACCGCUGUUAAGAAAGUUACAGGAUCAAAUGUCAUUAGGCUAGCGAACAGCAUCCAGCUACGAGACUUUUUUCGGGCUUGGCAACUUGAUGAAUGUGAUGCACUUCGUGCGGGCCCUCUCAACGACGAUUUGACUUGGAAAGAAGUGUCCGCGACACGAGCGAUUGUUCGCGGUCCCAGCAGAAAUUCCAAGAAUUUCGAUUUGUACAAAUUUGAUCCCAGGUUCACUAUUGCUACCUAUUAUAGGUACCUGCGAGAUUCACCAGACGUACAGAAAGUUCCUUUCAACUGGUACGAUUGGAAAGAUCUCGGCUCAAAGCUGAAUAAACUGACGUAUCCAAAUGGCCCUCUAUGUGACGACAUCUACACGGAAAUUGGUCUUGAACAACCUGACGGAAAUCGCAAAGGACUACCUGAGAUCUCAAUAGAAAAGGGCUCCAAAUCAAAUUUCUGCACACCAAAUCUAAACUCCCCAGUGCAGUUUCGAGUCAGAAGACUACAAGAUAGAUGCGAGGCGGAAGCGCUGGCGCUACAAGCAGCAUCAUUUUUGUUCCAUGAUGGAUUGAGACCUGCAAAUCUGAUAUUCUUGAAUGGUAACGGUCGAUCAAAAAUAGUGGGCACCACAUUCACAGAUAAUAAUCAAUCUCUGAUUAAUAGUACAUUGGUGGAGUCGUUUUUGAAAGACGGUUCUGUUGCAGGGCGAGACCCAGAUGAACCCUUCACGGAGAAGAGCCCUAGCGUGAUUUUUGAUCCCACUGCUGAAUACAGUAAACUCUUCCGUUCAAAUGAAACGGCCAUCAAAAAACCCUUAAGCUACCUGUCCGCAGUUGGACCCGAUAGAUUCGAGUUUCGUCUACAGGAAGAAUUGAACGCACUUCGAGUUAAGAGCAUUUUGACCAUAAGUGAACAGAAUUUUGUGAACAAUUUGAUGUACGUGCAGGAACAUUUGAAAGUAGGCGCGCCUGAAUUUAAAUAUUUUCAUGAAGCUUCCGAUAUCACAAGCGAUGGCAAUAAGUAUCAGACUUUCAUGGAUAGUCGUUUUUUCUCGGGUCUUAUAGGCGACCACUGGCAACGUCAGCGAAUUUUCAACGCCCUCACGCGAGCCUGGCUUCAUUUCGUAGAGUCGGAAAACCUCGCUUCCUGGCUUGCUCAUGAGUCCUUGCACGGAUACCUCUUCACUGGCUCGCGUUUUCCUUGGAGUCCCUCGACCAGUUUUCAAAUGCCCUUGCAUGAUCUCGGUCUUUUGGCUAAGAAUUUUAAUCAAAGCCUUGUAAUUGCACCUGCUAAUGAGGGAAAUGGCAGAUACUUUGUUGACGUCCAGCCGUUCAUUGCGUCCCGAAAUAGUGCUGACGGUGUUAACAAUGUUGACGCCAGGUUUAUUGACAUUGAUAGCGGUUUCUACAUCGAUAUUUUUGGGCUUGGAUACUCAUCGCAUCCUUUAGACGCUCUGAGAUUUCAAAACAAAUACGGAACUGAUCAUGGUGACCGUCCAAAUACGGAAGAUUUUAAGCGGGAACACGGUAUUUUAUCUGAAAGGAACGGAAGAGGGCUUUUAUUGGCCGAAAUUUCUCCGCUACGUCUCUCUAGGUAUCAUGGCUUGCCAGUAAGAGUACCAUUGUCCACCUUAACAGUCCUCAAAGACGAAUACCACGUUUCCUCUUCUUUUUAUGGAGCUAAGGUUCAGAUAAAUAAGCACCGGCUGGUCCCGAGUCUCGGUGUCUGGGUCGCAAACUCGAAGUUAGACUCCUGGCUCGGACCGCGGCGGGCUUCCAAAGCCCAUGAGCUGACAAUAAAGGAUGUGCAAUCAAUGCUUAUCGUGGUAACAAGCCAGGAAAGCCAUCAAGAUCUAGUCCAGUGGAUCAGAUCUCAGGAACAGUUCACGUUUCGCCUUGAAGAACUUUCACUUGAAUCCUCCAAGCUCAAGCGCGAUGAGAAGAUGGCUGCUCUUGAAUCCUUGCAAUCUGCCCAGUUCGAGCUUGCAUCUUCAUUUUCGGAUCCCUUCGUCGGUGAGAUGCGGGUAAAAAGGUUUACUGAGCUAGUGAGUCUCAUGGACCAUGCUGUUGGAACCAGUAUGUUUUCGAAAAGGGUCUUAAGUGACAUUAUGUGCGAGCUUUCUGACACUUUCAUUUCCCGGAAAAGAAAGCAGCGGGAGCAACAUGUCGAAAUAGGCCGGGCAGCCCCGGAUGAUACUGCUAACACUCAAUCUACGCGCUUAUUUUAUAUGAGAGAGGAUGCCAGAGAGCGUCCCGCAAGAGAGCCUUUGAUUUUCAAGGUGGAUUUCACGGUAUGA
Messenger RNA from Lachancea sp. 'fantastica', 2412 nucleotides. The record is from the annotation of a GenBank genome assembly. NCBI's taxonomy places the organism in Eukaryota, Fungi, Ascomycota, Saccharomycetes, Saccharomycetales, Saccharomycetaceae.